GAGUGACGGCAGGUUUGCGUGUCCUACGCAGCUGGCAUGGAGCGGACGAGGAAAACUACCUGUGUUGCGCGUGUCGACUUCGUUGCGUAUACUUUAUCCAUGUCUGUAUCAAAACCAAUCUUAUCUACGUUGACGUUGUUGAUGCAAAGCAGCGUCUCAGGUCCUUUUCUAGAUGUGUCAUUAAAAUGAGUUUGAUUCAUUGAUUUGAAUUUCCGUGUCUGUGGUUGUAAGCCAAACCCUGAGAGUGGGUGCGUGUUUUUCGUGUGUAGUUUGAGUGCGUGUGUUGUGUGACAGACAGAUGCCAGUAAUUUCUCGGUGCCCCGAUGCGCUCAUUGGUGCGUCCCUCCAACGUGUCACCAGUUUUGGUGGAUUACCCCAGAUAUCUUCAACCAUCAGGAGGGUGCAACUUCACUCUUUUCUCUCAACUCCUCGCAGUGUCCAGCUGCCAGCGAGACAUUCUGACAACAUUUGGGAACUUGUGACUUCAAAAAAUAACAACUCAGGGAAAGCUAUUAGAUUCAUUUUAUUUGUUCUUUUUACGCACGCAGAAUAAAAAUGCAUUUAUUUACUUCAGAGUCCAAGAUGACGCCGUCUUUCUCAGUCCCUGCCUUUCUGUUUUUGGUACCCUUUUUGUUGAAGGGUCUCUGCGUCAGAGGCUCUCCAGGUUGCGCGUCUUGCGGCUUGUCUGCGAUGGAGAAAGACGCAGAGGAAAUGCUGCUGAUAGAAAUCGCAAAGCAACAACUUUUGGACAAGCUGCACCUGAAAGAGAGACCAAAUAUCAGUCAGACAGUGCCCCGGGAGGCGCUCCUCACUGCGCUGCGCAAACUGCACUCGGGGCGCGUCAGACAGGAUGGGACUCUUGAGCUAGAGAACAAUAUACCUACCAAAGAUCAAGGCUAUGAAAUAGUGAGCUUUGCUGAUAUAGAUGAUAUGGGGAGUGGUGAUGGAGCUGGUCUUAGUCUUACCUUCCAGUUCCUGCAGGAACGUGGCCAGAGUAUCCAGGUCCUCCAGUCUUCUCUGUGGAUCUACGCCCGCUCCUCCGGGGACCCUAACCGAGAUUCCCGCCUCCCUGCCAGGGUUUUCCUCACCGCAGAGGGGGGGGCAUAUGGCUCUAACCGCACCCUGGUGAUAGAAAAAAUGCUGGAGGUCCAGGAGAGUAACUGGCACACCUUCCCUAUCACCCGCACCCUGCAAACCUUCCUGGAUGGAGGCCAGCAUCGUCUACGUCUGGAGGUCAGCUGUGAUGAGGAUGGGAAGAACCUCUGCUCCCUUGACAGCUCUGCUGACAGCCUCCACCAGCCCUUCAUGGUGGCCCAGGUGCAUCUCCGUGAAGACCGCUCCAAGCACUUACUCAGGAAGCGCUCACUGCGCUGUGGGGACGAUGUCACCGUGUGCUGUAAGAGAGACUUCUACAUCAAGUUCAAAGAUAUCCAGUGGCAUGACUGGAUCAUUGCACCUGAAGGCUAUCACAUGAACUACUGCAUGGGUCAGUGCCCUCAACACCUGUCUGGCUCACCUGGUAUGGCAUCCUCGUUCCAUGCCACUGUCUUCAGCCAGCUGAAAGUCAACGGCAUUAACACGGCUACAUCUUCAUGUUGUGUUCCCACUGAGCGUCGGCCUCUCUCCAUGGUUUACUUCGACUCGCAGCACAGCAUUGUCAAAAGGGACGUCGCUGAUAUGAUAGUGGAGUCCUGCGGAUGCACAUAAAGGACAGAGUCUUAAAGACAUGAUAUAUUUAACAUUGAUUUGUUUUAACAUAUAAACAACUUUGAAGCUUUAUUUCUCUAUUGCAAAGACAGGAAGUAGAAACUCUCAUGAACAGAAAAAUUUAUAUCAAAGUUUUCUUUGUGGGGUAAAAUGACAUCAGGGAAAUAGUGCACUUGAAGAAAAAGAGAUUUUUAUAGAAUAAGCCAAAACUAUGGCGCUCAGGAAUAUUAUAGUGAACAAUAAUACACAUUUAGAAAGUUUAUAUAUCUAGAAUCUUUUAAGCUAUAUUUAAUAUAGUUUGUCACAUAUUAUAAUUUUAAAUAAUAUCUAAAAAUAUUUUUUAUAUGCAGUAUGUAAAUCAAUAUUGAGUGCCUAGAACCGAAUGAAAUGAGUAAGAAUAUACAAUAUAAUGAGAUCGUAAACUCGGUGAGAAUAUACACAGAUGUAUAAUGAAGCAUAUGUCAGAGGUAUUAAUUAAAGAGAGGGCAGAAACUAACUAACCAUAACCUAUGGCAGAUUCAAUACAGAUACAAAAAGAGUGACUAUAAAUGUCCAACUUUUUCACAACAAGAUCAGGCCAUGGAUCUGGCCGAUUGAAGUCUCACUAUUCUUCCUUUUUUUUAAGAUUUAUUUUUGGGCUUUUUAUGCCUUUAUUGUAGUGAUGGGAUAGUGGAUAGAGUCGGAAAUCAGGGAGAGACAGAGGCGGGAAAGGAGCCACAGGUCGGAUUUGAACCCUGGCCGCCCGCUUGGAGGACUAAAGCCUCCGUACAUGGGGCGCACGCAAGUCACACUAUUAUAAAUUAAAACAUUUCUAGUGGUCACACAAUAACCGCAAAGAGAUUAUAGUCUGAAGCCUUUACUGUUGUGGAAAGUUAAGGGAUGUUUUUUUGUUUUCGUGUUAUUUAUUUUGUAUUUCAAACUUUUUGAAAGUAUUCAGUUCGAAGUGAAAUGUUUUCUCUUUCUCGGGAAAAUUGGGCAGAACUCAAAACACUUUUAGCUCUAAAGUGAUUUUUGUAAUAGUCACAGUGUCCACGUGCAAUAUAUACACUUGAACUUCUUUAGUUUGAAUACAUUUAUAGUUUGAAUACGUCUUUAUUUGAAUGGCUUACCUGCACCUUUUUCGUAGCCUAACUAAAUGCUGCCAUUUUAAUGCAAGACUUUGAAAGCAAUGAAAGAGAUCUUUGAUUUAAAGUGUGCCUUCUUCCUUAACUCAUAUUGACAAAGUGCAACUUGUGACAUUGAGUGAUAAUCCAUUGUGGUGUGAAUACCAAAGACUAUGUAUCACUAUAUCACUUCUAAUUGUUUUUUCUUAUGUGGUUAAUUGUGUAUUUUUAUGUGGACCUGUGACACAGUAUUCAUAAUGACUAUUAUUUGUAUUCUGAAAGUGUGACUUUCUAAAUAACAUCAACUUGGAAGAUGUAAGUCGCAGUUUUAUGACAGUGAACUUAAACACAGAUAAGAGGUAAUAUCUGCCGAGUUCUGUUCUGCAGGUUUUAAAAAAAUGCUUGAUCAGCAUCUCCACUGUAAUAUUUACCAAAGUCGGCUAAUCAGUUGAGUAACGGAGGCUCUGACAGUAUUUGAACCCCAGGUCAUUUUUUUAGCAACGUGAGUAAACUAUUGCUUCAGUGUCAGGUAAUGUGAAGGUCUGUGAGGCAGCUAGGUCACUGAGCAUGUGCUAUUGCACGUUGGCUUUUAUAUCCAAUUUGAAAGUUUUCCAGGAUAAUGUCAAAUUAGGAAUUUCCUGCUAAAGGCAAUCUGGGAAUCUAUUUGUCUGAUUUGAAAAUGUCUUCCUACAAUGACCUUUUUUUAAACAGCAUGAAAACAAUGGAAGCUCACAAAGUAAAGAAGUGUGGUAAUGUUUAAGACACAUUUUACAAGGUUUUUCAAAACUGAAACUGGCAGCAAAGUUUCAAAGUUAAUCUGUCAGGAAAGGGCAUCGUGUGAAUUGAUGUUUGGGAAAAUAUUGUGGAUGAACAACAUUGUCCUUUUUGCCAGCUUUAAAGGUAUUACAAUGCUGUAUGAAAUAAGUUCCUAUAAUUUGUGACACUGGCCAUGCCUUUUCUCUGGAUGUCUGGAUGAUGCUUGAGUGGGAUGUCCUUACUAUGUUGGUGAACUUUAUGAAGAAUCUGCAUCUUCCUUCCAUUAUAAACAGGAGAACAUUUUUCUGGUGAUAAUUUCAGAAACGUCCUUAAAUAUUUCUAAAAAAUAUUUAGCAAACUUGUUCCAUCACUCUCUGUUGCCUCUCAAAGCUGCACUUGUACUGUUUCUUCAGACUUCAAACCAGUGUAAUACCAUUUGAAUGAUAGUUUUUUGUUCAGAAUUUGAUCUUUUAAGCACCAUUGUGUCACCAAUGUGACAUUGAGAUGCGUUUGAAACUUACUUAGCACUUUAUCAUCCUACUGUAUUUUUAGAGCAGAUUUUUUUUUGCUUGAAGGUUCUACCACUUAUAACUCAAGUAAGCAUUAACAAAAGAUGGAAAUAGGCUUACAGAAAUCAAACUUUAAUCAGUCUAUUUUCUUCAGCUCUAGUUGGGUUUAGUAGUGUGGAACUGUGUGUGUUUGCGGAGCAUAAACAUGAUGCAAGAUUCUUCUGCAUACUGUAACUGGUGGAAAUGCAGCCAGGUUUUUGUGUCAAUUGACAAUUAUUGUUUUUAUUUUUAUACAAUACUAUAUUUUCUGCAUACCAAAUGGGUUUUAAAGCAAUUAAAUAUAAUGUGAUGCAAUUAUAUAAUUGCUGUAUAUUUUUAAUAAAUAAAUAUUUGAACUGUC
Labrus bergylta (ballan wrasse) is the source of this 4475-nucleotide messenger RNA. RefSeq names its product inhibin beta B chain. NCBI's taxonomy places the organism in Eukaryota, Metazoa, Chordata, Actinopteri, Labriformes, Labridae. Gene Ontology annotation, cellular component: extracellular region. The record is from RefSeq and is a predicted model, not a curated record. Gene Ontology annotation, molecular function: growth factor activity; hormone activity; cytokine activity.